Messenger RNA from Tinamus guttatus (white-throated tinamou), 824 nucleotides. NCBI's taxonomy places the organism in Eukaryota, Metazoa, Chordata, Aves, Tinamiformes, Tinamidae. The record is from RefSeq and is a predicted model, not a curated record.
GCCUUGUUUUAUUGUUUUUCAGGGUUUGGCUAUCUCGUAAUUGAAGAGACUCAAAGUACUGAUUACAAGUGAAUCCUCCUCAGUCAGCCUGCUGGAUGCCUCUGAGAACAUAAGAAGUCAUGGCAGAAAAUGAUGCAAUGCCAACCUUACCAAAAAAGUGUGGUCCAUACAUUUCAUCAGUAACCAGUCAUGGCAUGAAUUUGGUAAUUCGUGGAGUAGUGCUGUUUUUUAUUGGCGUAUUCCUUGCAUUAGUAUUAAACUUGCUUCAGAUACAGAGAAAUGUUACUCUCUUCCCCCCUGAUGUGAUCACGAGCAUCUUCUCCUCAGCUUGGUGGGUGCCACCUUGCUGUGGCACAGCAUCAGCUGUGAUUGGGUUAUUGUACCCGUGCAUGGACAGACAUCUGGGAGAACCACACAAAUUUAAGAGAGAAUGGUCCAGUGUAAUGCGAUGUGUAGCAGUCUUUGUGGGUAUAAAUCAUGCCAGUGCUAAAGUGGACUUUGCCAACAACAUCCAGUUGUCUCUCACAUUAGCAGCCCUAUCAAUUGGGCUGUGGUGGACAUUUGAUAGAUCACGGAGUGGCUUUGGGCUUGGCAUAGGAAUUGCUUUCCUGGCUACGUUGGUAUCACAACUGCUGGUCUACAAUGGAGUUUAUCAAUACACAUCUCCAGAUUUCCUUUAUGUUCGUUCCUGGCUGCCAUGUAUAUUUUUUGCUGGUGGAAUAACUAUGGGCAAUAUUGGCAGGCAACUGGCAAUGUAUGAAUGCAAAGUCAUAGCAGAGAAGUCUCAUGAGGACUGAGGAAAAACACAUGCACCUUCUAAAGAG